Molecule: messenger RNA, 477 nt
Organism: Fibroporia radiculosa
Lineage: Eukaryota; Fungi; Basidiomycota; Agaricomycetes; Polyporales; Fibroporiaceae
Exons: 3
Coding region: 1-477 (158 amino acids)
Biological process (GO): regulation of transcription by RNA polymerase II
Cellular component (GO): mediator complex
Molecular function (GO): transcription coregulator activity
Source: RefSeq, a predicted model, not a curated record
AUGUCCGACGGACCUCAGACAGAUGUCUCGCGACCAUCUGCACUUCCCACAGCGAAACUGCUGCAGCGCAGCACCAUACCUCUGGUUGACCAGAACUCCAACGAGUACUUGGAUGCCAUCGAGGAAGAGUGGAACAAGAAAGUGGAUGUGGAAAUCGACACGCUAGUGGAGGGAAUGGUUGACUUGGUUGGCAUAGCUUCUAUCAGUGAUAAGGACAAGUUCCGCAUUGCCCAAGAGUCGUAUCAAGCUGAAUGUCGCGCAGAAUCAAUGAUUCGUGCUGCACAUUCGCUACUCUCAAUCAUUCACUCCAUGAAAUUACUCCUACUGUUGUCGGAUGAAUCCCAAAUUGCAAAUCGGAGGGACAUGGAAAUGAGACACGUGCAGACAGAGAAGGAAGAUCUACAACAGCGGGUCUCAGCCUUGUUGAAUGACCUUCUCCACCCUCCCAAAUCAGACACCAGCAUGGACACAUCAUGA